Sardina pilchardus (European sardine) is the source of this 982-nucleotide messenger RNA. RefSeq names its product trypsin-2-like. Gene Ontology annotation, biological process: proteolysis. The transcript has 5 exons. Bases 104 to 982 code for a protein of 292 amino acids. Gene Ontology annotation, molecular function: serine-type endopeptidase activity. NCBI's taxonomy places the organism in Eukaryota, Metazoa, Chordata, Actinopteri, Clupeiformes, Clupeidae. The record is from RefSeq and is a predicted model, not a curated record.
AUCUGAUUGGACAGUGUGCAUUUGUAGACUUUAAUAUCCAUCCACCCGAUCAGUGUCUUGACACCGUGAACCUGCAACCCACUGUGAUGCAUGAAAGUUCAACAUGGCUUCAGUGAAGACUUGCAUUUUCUUAGUUUUGGUCCUGGCAGGUUGGCAGCUAGGAGUUGUGUUUGGCCAUGGGCCGGAUGAAGAUGGUGGUGAUGAAAAUGAUGAAGAGCCUGGUGCUGAAAAUGAUGAAGAGCCUGGUGCUGAAGAGCCUGAGGGUGGAGAAGGUGGGGGCCAGGCGGAGCCAGGUGGGGGCGGGACCGAGUGCACCAGGAAUGAGUCCAAUCAUCAGGUGCUGUUGAUGACGAUGAAUUCCGGAAGUAAAACCAAAGGCCAGAUCCGCUGCAGCGGGAGCCUCAUCGACCAGAACUGGGUGCUGACCGAUGCCAACUGCUACCAUUCUCAUCUGGAGGUGGUGCAAAGCGGUAGUGGAAAAAACUACAAGAUCAAAAAAACGAUCAAGAUCGAGAGCAAAAAGGACCAUGAUAUCAGCAUCAUGUUGCUGAAGCUGGACAGAUCCAAUGAAAAGAAAGAGCAAAUGAAAGACCCGACCAUAGGCAUGCCAGACGAGAAGAUGUGCACCAAGCUGACGAAUGACAAAAAGAUGCUACUAAUGGGCUGGAAGGAAGCCACCGCCCUCCACACUAGGGGUGGAGCAGUAAACACAGGCACCUUACCUCUUGCCAUGUGUAGUGACCUGAAUGUGAAUGAGUGUCUGAGAACAUCUGAUACCUGCACAGGUGACAAGCCUUAUAGCGGGCAUGCUGGCGGUGCAUUUAUCUAUGAUGGACUGCUCUAUGGAAUAGUCAAAUUUGAAGACGGAGAGUCUCACUCAAUCAAGUACACAAAUAUCUGUUUGAAAAGAAUCCGGGAAUGGAUCACUAAGCAGACAGAAGGGUCCAGUUUUUUAAAAUGGGUUUCAAAAACAUUUGUGUGA